UUGGUUGGUUUUCUCGUCGCUUAUGUGCGUAGUGAGUGCUCGACGAAGAUUGAAACAGAAGUAGGAAAACGCACAUACAAUUAAAAUAAGAUGACUUUUUCUCUCUUCGGUUCGUUGUGAUUGCAUACAGAAGUUGAAUUUUAGUUUAAUUUUUUUUACAAUGAAAAUAGUGAAUCGAUUCCAAAAUACACACCGAUAAGUUAUACUAGAGCUAACAAGGAGACACCACAACAGCCAAAACAACAACAACAAAAACUAAUAAAAAAAAUAAGGGAAAAGUGAACGGAGUGUGUCGUGAAAAAUAAAAAAAAAAUCGGUGUAGAAGGAAAAAACACGGACCCACUAAUCAUUUUCAUUCGGUAUACUGAUUUGGUUGGAAUUCGUUUAUGUAUUAUCUUCUACGUAUUCUUCCAAAUGCGGGUUCCUAUAUAAUUUACGGACUAUUUGCUUAAAUCCACGGCUGAAUAAAAAAACAAUUAGCUCGUCUUAUUAUAAAACAUUCACAUUUUAAUUCACGCUAUUCGCGCAAUUGACCUCCGUCUCCCGCUAAAUAAAUCCCGGUGUUUUGCACGAAAAUGCUUCAAUGUCUAAAUAAAACAAUACGAUAGACCAAAAAAUUGUACAAGCAAAUUAAUUUUUGAUUUAGGUAAUAUCGAAUACCAAAUAUUGAAAUUAAAUAUAUUAUAUAUUUAAAAACAACAACAAGUGACAUAAAAUUACGAACUUAAAUCAAAAUUCGAGCAAGACAGAAAAAAGAAAAAUCGCGUGUGAGUGUUUAUAAAUGUGAAUUUCAUUGAAUGAAAAAAGACCAACGAUCACGCGAAUUAUUAUACAUCUCUAUUUUGUGCAAAGUGAAUAGAGAGCAGAUCGACGAAAAGGAGAAUGAUGUUAAAUCUGGAUUAGAAGUGCAAUUUUUUAAAUGAUUGAAGCGAAAACAAUUAAUUCAACAACCGGAGGAGCUUAAAGUAGAAGGAUAGAUAUAUAUGAUUGAGUUUGUUGUUGAUCAUCUCAAUACUCGUCGUGUGUGCUAUUCAAAGAGAUUGUAUGUAUGCAUGAGUGUGAAUGUGUUAGGUGCGUGUAAGUCUGUAUGAAAGCGAGACUGUAUACACGGCUUGUGAGUGUUUGAGUAGUGUAUUGAUAGAAUUGGUGGAGUUGUUGCAUUUUUUUCCAUUUCUUCUUCGAGUAACGGAAAAAAGUAAAAAAAAGCCAAAACAAAAAUAAUAUAAAGUGCUUCAUCAUAAAUCUCAAGUGCUUGUCGUCUGCGAAGCAGUCAGUCCCCCCAAAGUAAACGAGCGAUUUAAAAAUGGUUUCAACACGGCAAAUGUCUAUAACUACCAUCGGUCCUGAAACAGGAUCGUCGGGAGUGAAUACACACAACGGAUCGAGUCGAAUGACGUCUAAUUCACUCAGUCACCAAAGCACCAAUAACUCAACAUCACGUCAACAACAAUCGAACACCAACUCGGCUAAUAUCGAUUCAACUCACUCCAAUACUGAUGCUAUUGUUCCGGCAUACCAAAUACAACUAACAGAUUUGCCGUUGGAGAUUUUUGAGCGAAUCUUCCAAUACACCGGCUACAAGGAAGUGUCGAACAUGCGAUUGGUUUCAACUCAUACAAAUCAAAUUUGUAAGACAAUUUUAAAUUCAACAUUCACAAAACUGCAAACACAAUUGAUAAGACGUUUUGAAAAUAUAAAAAAAAUCAUGCCCAGAAGAGAAUCAGCUCGGCGAGCGCAUCCAUUGUACUACGAAUGUGAUAUCAUUGAGACAUGCUGUAUGCGUUUAUCAUUGUUGCAAAUGACAUUUGGUCGGUACAUUGAGCACAAACAUAUAUGCUUCUUUCCGGGCGCAUUUCUUGAUGAAGUUUACAACGUAUUGAAUGAUAUCCGAACCACACCAAAUUUAGGUCGUCCAUUUAAAGUAACCGAAGAGUUGAUAGAUCUAUCAACGAUGGCUAUGGAAUAUUUUAAAGAUCAUUUGGAGCCAUCAAUGCCACAAUUUUUUGGCAAAAGUUCGACUGCAACACGUGCAGCAUCAAAAAAUUGUUUUGUAUUUGACACAUCAUCAACAUCAUCAGCAAAUUCAGUGUCCAUAUCAACAAGAUCGAGCCAAUCUAGUUCGAUGCCAUCACCACCCCAAAGUAAUAUGGUUUUGCGCAAAGGCAUACGAAAAAUUAAACAAGGAAUGAAAAAAUACAAUAAUCAAUUGUCUGUUCUGCGCACCGAUUUACGUUUCUGCAAGCGAAAAUCAACGGAUCAAGCAAAGCAAAUCACCGAAUUACAAAAUAUGUUGGCCGAACAGCAAAAGCAAACGCUCGAAUACUUAAAUCGGUUGGAUGAAAAUGAUAAAAAAAGUGAAGAAAUGUCAUCAAAAAUCUCGACAUUGUUACAAGAAUUGAAUAAGUGUAAAAAUGAAUUGCAUUAUUAUCGGUCAAAAAGUCCAGCCACCCCGAUCUGCAAUAAUUGUGGUCAAACCACUAAUUUAACCAUACCACCGGGAAAUUUGUUAGCAUUAAUGAAAAAUAGUAAUAUCAAUAGUAGCCGUGAUGAGAUAAUCAAUGUCAUAGGUAAAUGUAGUAAUUUUGAAUCGGAAUCGAAAGUACAAAGCCAUGAGUCAAGCAUCUCAGAAGAUCUCACAGUUGGAGCAGCAGCGACAGCAGCAACAAUGCCCAAAACAAAUACAAUCAAUUCAAUGAUGUUAAUGCACUCUGAUGACAAUAAGUAUGCAACGAUUGCAUUGGACGAUUCAAAAACCAUAUCGUCCAUGGGUUUAUCGAUACCAGCCGAAACAACAUCGGAACCGAUAAGUCCAACGAUUAAUCCAAUGUCAUCAUCGUCAAGUGCUGGUGUAACAAAUAUCACAACGCCAAUCAAUUGCAAUGGUUAUAUCGAUAGUCUCGAAAAGCGAUUGAAAUUGGCACGGCACAAGGCCAAUCAAAAUAUGAACGAAUGGCGAUGUUCGUCUUAUGAUAAAACGAAUUUUAUCGAAAAUAGUUUAGCAUGUGAUUCGACACAGACGACAAUAACAACAUCAUCAUCGUUGAUUGCACAAUCAUUGCCCACAGCACCAGCCUCAGGAGCACCAUCAAUUGAACAACAACAACAACAACCAACUAAACAAAAACCAAUCAACGGCAGCAACAACAGCGUAACCGUGUUACGAUUUUAUGGCAAACGUAAAUUGGAUGAUAGCACAACACUUCAAUCAACCAAUGAUGCGAUACUGAAUAUGCCCGGCAGCGGCGGCGAUGGAAUGGACAAUCCAAUGGCAAUUUGCAAAUCCAAUGCUAUGGCCACCAAUAAUCUUGCCAAUUCUAAUUUAAGUGAUAACUAUAAUAAGAAAGCACGAAGAGUACAAAAUAAAACACGCAAUAAGUAAACAAAAAAAAAUAUAAAAUAAAAUUUAAAUACGGAUUUGUGACUGCGCGUACACAAUACUUACACAAUUUAUUCACAAUAAAUGAAGAAUUGAAGAAAAACAAAGAGAUCAAGAGUUUUCGAAAAAGAUGAAAAUUUAUAUAUGAAAAAGAAAAAAAAUGAUAUGCUAAUGAGAAUGUGAACAAAAACAAACGAUAUUUAAAUGAAGCCAUUGUCAACAUUGAGCUAAAUAACAAAUUUUAUCAUAUGAUGUGACAUCAAGAAAAGAAAAUUAGAAUUCAACUAUUCGUAUAGUUCUAUCAUACAAAGCGACAAUUAACAAUUAUGUCUAUUGAACUAAAUAUUUGAAAUAUAAUUUAAUUCAUCCCGUUAUUAUUCUUCUUUUUUUGUUGUUUUAAUUUUAUUUCAAAGCAAAUCAAACCCACACCGCUGAACCUCAAUCGUUCGGUGAAACGAGUCAAUUCAAACUCAAACUGUACGUGCAUAAUUCAAAUGAAAAUCAUUUGGGAGAGAUAUUGUUUCUCGUCAGUAAAUAUUCGGUUUCGAUUGUGUCGUAUCACUUCUUGUCAAUAAUCAUUCCACACAAUCACCAAAUCCCUUUAAAUUGUCUUUCACUCUGUCUCUGACCGACAAAAGAAAAUAGACAAACAUGAACUACUCAUAAUAUUAGAGCAUUAGACAUUUGUGUAGCGAGAUUUUUUCAAGAAAUUUAAAUAUAUAUUGCAAGAAGAUAUGAAUCUGUUAAGCAUUUUUCAAACUAUCUAUAUUCGUACUUUUGUAGUGAUCAUUUUUUUGCCUGUACGUUUUGGCUUUUGCUGUUUAGAGAUGAAAAAUAAAACAAAGCAAGUAAUUAAACAACAAAUAAACAA
Messenger RNA from Contarinia nasturtii (swede midge), 4247 nucleotides. RefSeq lists its product as uncharacterized. Lineage: Eukaryota; Metazoa; Arthropoda; Insecta; Diptera; Cecidomyiidae. Gene Ontology annotation, biological process: positive regulation of DNA-templated transcription. Gene Ontology annotation, cellular component: nucleus. The transcript is spliced from 8 exons. Gene Ontology annotation, molecular function: protein binding; transcription coactivator activity. The coding region runs from base 1304 to 3379 and encodes 691 amino acids. The record is from RefSeq and is a predicted model, not a curated record.